Messenger RNA from Guillardia theta CCMP2712, 1761 nucleotides. RefSeq lists its product as hypothetical. The record is from RefSeq and is a predicted model, not a curated record. NCBI's taxonomy places the organism in Eukaryota, Cryptophyceae, Pyrenomonadales, Geminigeraceae. The transcript has 8 exons. Gene Ontology annotation, cellular component: plasma membrane. Bases 1 to 1743 code for a protein of 580 amino acids. Gene Ontology annotation, biological process: cellular response to calcium ion. Gene Ontology annotation, molecular function: calcium-dependent phospholipid binding; protein binding.
AUGCCGCAGCAGAUGUACUCCACGUUGCUCAUGACCAUCGAGUGCCAAGACCUCAAGAACAAGGACUUGUUCUCAAAGUCAGAUCCCGUGUGCGUGAUGGAGAGAAAGAACUCCAAGCAAGAGUGGGUUGAGGUUGGCCGAACAGAAGUGAUUCAGAACAAUUUGAAUCCCAAAUUUUCAACCAAAAUCCAGAUGGUCUAUGUCUUUGAGACCGUACAGCUGAUCAGAUUUUCGUUAUACGACGUGGAUUCAGCAGACAAAACGUUAUCCGAUGCUGAUUCUCUUGGAUUUCUUGAGACCACAGUGGGAAGGAUUGUGGGAUCAGUGGGGUCAUGUUUUGUUGGCUCUCUGCAAGAUCCCAAAGGAAAGGCGAACUCCAAUCAUGGCACGAUCAAAAUCCUUGCGGAAGAAGCUAAGGCACAGAAUGACUCCCUCAGAUUUGUUGUAAGUGGAGCUGGGUUGAAAACAAAAGACUGGGUUGGAAAAGGUGACCACUACAUCAAAAUCCGGAGGCGGCGCCAAGAUCGUGAGCUUGAAGAUGUCUUUAGUACUGAAGUCGUGAAGGAUAACAAGGAUCCGACCUUCAAGCCGAUAGAAAUUCCUAUGCAAAUAUUGAACUUAGGCAAGUUUGAUACUCCACUGGUCUUUGAAGUUUGGGAUUGGAAUGCAAGGUCAAACCAUGACUUCCUGGGACAAAUCACCACCUCGACAGUGGAACUUCUCCAGAAGAGUGGACCGAUCUCGUUUCCUGUGACAAAAGGAGACAAAGCGGAUGGCAAGGACAGGGGACUACUUACUUUCUCUCACAUUCAGGUUCACCACACGCCAUCUUUCUUCGAUUACAUUUGUGGAGGUUGUCGACUGGAAGUUAUGAUUGCCAUCGAUUUUACCAUGUCCAAUGGAAACCCGCUUACCCCUGGUUCUCUGCAUUACAAUGAUGCCAAGACUCUCAAUCCGUAUGAACGAGCUAUCUCAUCGGUCGGCAAAAUCCUCGAGGAAUACAGCACCAGCAACAAGUACGCCACCUAUGGGUUCGGCGCACAGAUGGACGACGGCAAUGUGUCGUACUGCUUCCCAUUGAAUGGAAACCAGGCUGACCCCCAGGUGAAUGGCAUUGGAGGGGUUUUGCAAACGUACAAGAAGUACUUGCAGAAAGCGAAGAUGAGUGGGCCGACAAAUUUUGCAGACAUCAUAAACGAAGCCAACAAGGCUUGCAGAAAGGUCAGAGAUGGAGCGCAGGAAUAUUACGUGCUCUUGAUUCUAACGGAUGGCGGCAUCAGCGAUAUGGAUAACACCAUCGAUCAAAUCGUCGAAGGGAGCGAUCUUCCUCUUUCUGUCCUCAUCGUCGGAGUGGGCAAUGAAGAUUUCAGCAGCAUGGAGGAACUAGAUGCAGACAAGAAAGCCCUGGUCUCCAUGAAGACCGACAAGACAGCCUCACGAGACAUCGUACAAUUUGUUGCCUUGCGCGAAGUUGCAGACAAUUCAGCAGAGCUGGCGAAGAGAGUCCUUCAAGAGAUCCCGACGCAGCUGACCAGCUACAUGUUGAGCAAGAAUCUCCAGCCACACCCACGUCCUGCGGUUGACGUCAGCCAGGCUGAGAAGCAACUGCAAAAAAUGGAUCUCCUUCAUCCACCUCCAGCAUAUCUUCCUCCGGGUUGGGAGGAAAAGAUUGACAAGGCAGCCAACAAAACUUACUAUGUGAAUCAUGAUCUCAAGAUAACUCAAUGGGAACGACCAACUUAAGUACCAAACUUGAAAAUA